CUCGUCUGUGCUAGCUAGUUGUUUUGGUGGAUUGGAAGUAGAGGGGAGGACCGUAGCUGGCAACAUUUCUGAGGAUUGUAUGUUGCUGGUUCUCGGCCGUCGGGUUUCGCUGUCAUUCGUAAAACGAGUCAAUCCCCAAGAUCCAGUUUUGUUCUCGAAGCCCAUUUUGCUAAAUUUCAGAACUAAUAUAUUCAGAGUAAUACACAGCAGCACCGUCUUCGCAAGCGUUACCAGAUCAAAUUAUACAGACACCAUGCCUGAAAGGAGGCCCUUCGUACGGUUGCCCACUGACGUCUAUCCUGUUAACUACGGGUUGAGCUUGAAGCCCGACCUCAUCGACUUUACUUUCGAGGGCAAGCUAGAGGCGAUUGUAGAGGUCACACUGGCUACAAAUCAAAUAGUUAUGAACUGUGCUGACAUCGACAUCAUUACAGCAUCCUUUGUACCAGAGGGAGCGGAAGGUGAGGAAAUCAACGCUACGGGAUUCAACUAUCAAAAUGAGGACGAGAAAGUCACCCUGUCCUUCCCUAGUGCUCUUCAGAAAGGGUCUGGUACGUUGAAGAUUGACUUUGUGGGGGAGCUGAACGACAAAAUGAAAGGUUUCUACAGAAGUAAAUAUGCAAAUCCUUCAGGAGAAAUCCGUUAUGCUGCUGUCACACAGUUUGAGGCCACGGACGCUCGCCGGGCUUUCCCCUGUUGGGACGAGCCAGCUAUCAAAGCCACCUUUGACAUCUCUCUGAUAGUUCCCAAGGACCGAGUAGCCUUGUCAAAUAUGAAUGUCCUCGAUCGAAAGCCAUAUCCUGAAGAUGACAGCCUUGUGGAAGUGAAGUUUGCCACUACUCCCAUCAUGUCCACGUACCUUGUAGCAUUUGUCAUUGGCGAAUAUGACUUUGUAGAGGCCCAAUCAUCGGAUGGAGUGACAGUACGCGUCUACACGCCCACAGGAAAGGCGGAACAAGGGAAAUUUGCGCUGGAGGUUGCUGUAAAGACAUUACCUUUCUACAAAGACUACUUCAGUGUACCUUACCCUUUGCCUAAAAUUGAUCUGAUAGCUAUUGCUGACUUUGCUGCUGGUGCCAUGGAAAACUGGGGCCUUGUUACCUACAGGGAGACAGCGCUGCUGAUUGACCCGAGGAACUCGUGCUCUUCAUCACGGCAGUGGGUGGCACUGGUGGUGGGACAUGAGCUGGCCCACCAGUGGUUUGGAAAUUUGGUCACCAUGGAGUGGUGGACCCAUCUUUGGCUCAACGAGGGAUUUGCGUCCUGGAUCGAGUACCUCUGUGUGGACCACUGCUUUCCCGAGUACGACAUAUGGACACAGUUUGUGUCGGCCGACUACACUCGCGCCCUGGACCUGGACGCGUUGGACAAUAGUCAUCCCAUCGAGGUGAACGUGGGCCACCCGUCCGAAGUAGACGAGAUUUUUGAUGCCAUAUCGUACAGCAAAGGCGCGUCCGUGAUUCGUAUGCUGCACAACUACAUAGGAGACGAGGACUUUAGGAAAGGAAUGCAUUCUUACCUGUUGAAGUUUCAACAUAAGAACGCAGCUACAGAGGACUUGUGGGACUGUCUGGAACAGGCUAGCGGGAAACCCAUCGCCCAGGUGAUGAGCUCUUGGACCAAACAGAUGGGCUUCCCUAUAAUUGUAGUGAACCAAGAGCAGCAAGGGGAUGACCGCAUCCUCAAGAUAUCUCAAAAGAAAUUCUGUGCCAGUGGACCACAUGAGGGCGAGGACUGCCCUAACUGGAUGGUACCUGUUAGCAUCUGUACGAGCGAGGACCCAGGCUGCACCAAGCUCAAGGUGCUGCUGGACAGCCCGGAGACCACAAUCACCAUCAACAACGUCAGCCCUGACCAGUGGGUCAAGAUUAACCCAGGCACGGUGGGCUUCUACAGGAUCCAGUACAGCUCAGCCAUGUUGGAGAGCCUGCUGCCUGGGGUCAGGGACCUCACCCUGCUGCCGGUGGACCGACUGGGCCUGCAGAAUGACCUCUUCUCUCUGGCGCGUGCCGGCAUGAUCAGCACGGUGGAGGUGCUGAAGCUGAUGGAGGCCUUCGUCAACGAGCCCAACUACACUGUAUGGAGCGAUCUGAGCUGCAACCUGGGAGUGCUCUCCUCUCUCCUUUCCCACACAGACUAUCACGAGGAGAUCCAGGAGUUCAUUCGAGACCUGUUCACCCCCAUCGGCCUCAAGCUGGGCUGGGAAUGCAAGCAGGGCGAAGGUGAGCCCCCAGGGGCUGGUGGUCACUUGGAUGCCUUGCUAAGGGGCCUGGUUCUGGGGAAGCUAGGGAAGGCCGGUCACAAGCCCACACUUGAGGAGGCCCGGCGGAGAUUCAAAGACCACGUGGAAGGCAAGCAGAUCCUCUCUGCAGACCUCAGGAGUCCAGUGUACUUAACGGUGCUCAAGCAUGGAGACAGUGCCACGUUGGAAACCAUGCUGAAGCUUCACAAACAAGCCGACAUGCAGGAGGAGAAGAACCGCAUAGAGCGAGUGCUGGGAGCCAUCUCUGCUCCUGACCUCAUCCAGAAAGUCCUCACCUUUGCCCUCUCGGAGGAGGUGCGUCCCCAGGACACGGUGUCAGUAAUCGGGGGCGUAGCCGGGAGCAGUAAACACGGACGGAAAGCCGCCUGGAAGUUUGUCAAGGACAACUGGGAAGAGCUUCACAACCGCUACCAGGGUGGCUUCCUCAUAUCAAGGCUAAUCAAGCUCUCUGUGGAUGGAUUUGCCAUUGACAAAAUGGCUGCUGAAGUAAAGAGUUUCUUCGAGAGCCACCACGCGCCGGCAGCCGAGCGCACGGUCCAGCAGUGCUGUGAGAACAUUCUCCUCAACGCCGCCUGGCUCAAGCGUGACGCUGAUGACAUCCACCAGUAUUUACUGCAGCGCAAAGCUCCCCCGGUCUGAACAACUUCAAUCCCCCCCACCCCCCCGAACCCUCCCCCUUCCAGCGCGGACCUCCCAGCAUCAUGGCUGCCUCAGCCCUCCCUUUGCAGAGACGGAGAGCGGGCAUACUCGAAGCAGGCUUUAUUUCUCUAAAAAAAUUAAAAUACAAAAGACGACGUCAACAAGCAAGCCAAGAAUUUAAUCAAGCGUUGAAAAAAAGAGACCAUUAUACAUAAAUAACAAAGCAAAUUCAUUUUAAGCUGACAAGGAAUGUAGUUAUCCCCAUUCUGCCCUAUAGGAUGACAACACAUGAGUUUCCUUUCCAGGCUUUUAACAUAUAUUAACCGCUUUCCACUUGUGGGUCUCGAAUGACACUCUAUUCCCGAUGUAGCGCACCCCUUUUGACUAUGGCCCUGGGUCUAGUCAGUGCUUCAUGUGAGUAAUAAGGUGCCAUUCUGAGUGCAUGCGCUCAAUCUAUAUGACACUCCCAUACACUUUACAGCACGCUGAACAUAAACCUUUGCCUAUACAACCACACCCUGCAUCUUAGUUUGGAAACUGUGAAUUUUUUUUUUCUUCUCUCCACCUAAUCCAAUGAAAAAGCAUGAGUUUUACGAUAAAUCCUGUGUUGCUGUCUUUUUGUUUACGUUUGUUAAAAAAAAAAAAUCCUCAGUGUUUCACUGUUACUGGUUUUUACCCAGCAAACGAUGUGAUUGGUAAAGAACAAUGCAUCUGGGCAGUUUGGGGUUAAUAUAGUACGCCGUUCUGUUGGCAGUUGUUAAAUUAACUCAAAAGCAAUGGCACUGGUCUCCAUCGCUAAUAACGGUUAGGACAGAAGGCCAUCAGCGCUAGCAUGGUACUACAUGUAUACUGUAUUAUACAUACAGAGCAUUCUUACAAAGACGUUCCACAAAAUUGACUAGCGAUGUUCAUGGUUACCAUACCUGCCCAUCCCUCCCUCCCACCAUCAACAUAUCCAGGCAUUAAAUACAUACCAUCCCCACAUCAGUCCCCCCCCCCAACCCCCCUCCUCAAUUGCCUGUAUUUUCAGCCCUUUGUAGAGUCACAGAAAAUAUGUAUAGUAUGGCAAAUGACAAACAUGCAUAUUUAAAAUGUCUUUAUCUUCCAUGUUAUAAAAAAAAAAGAUGACAUCUUUUCGACAAAUCUGUUUUUAUAAGAUCUACAGUAGAUGCAGUGAUUUAUUUUAAUGUUGCGAAAAACGUGCAUUCGUUCUAAAUAAUUUGUCAAAGAAAACACCUGCUUGGGCCUUUAGUUCAGUAAACACCCAGGAAAACGGCCAUUUCAGGGGUUAGUGUUAAAUCGUAAUGAUAUACUGGCCCAGUCUGAACAUGGAACAUGAAGUGAUAGGAUUUACUUAACACUGCUAUUGAUCUCCGAAGCCUUAAAUUGGUAAAGUGGUUUGCAAUAAUUAUUACACUGAAGUGGUGAUAGUCAGUGAGUCUACUGCAAAGUAAAGAUGUUGUUUCUAACAUGACAGAUCUACACAUAGACUUGUUGAACGAGUAUAUCUAUCUAUAUAGAAUUUACAAUUUGAUGUGGCUUUGAAAACAUUUACCAGAGAAGAUCAUCAAUCGAAAAAUUGUCAGACUCUUUCCCUGGAAUAUAUGUUGUGCUUUUUGUUAAAAUACAGUUGGUGUUCAUUAAAGUAAAAAAAAAAAAAAAAGAAUAUAAAA
Molecule: messenger RNA, 4575 nt
Organism: Esox lucius (northern pike)
Lineage: Eukaryota; Metazoa; Chordata; Actinopteri; Esociformes; Esocidae
Gene: npepps
Product: aminopeptidase puromycin sensitive
Exons: 23
Coding region: 80-2902 (940 amino acids)
Biological process (GO): proteolysis; peptide catabolic process
Cellular component (GO): cytoplasm
Molecular function (GO): metalloaminopeptidase activity; peptide binding; zinc ion binding
Source: RefSeq, a predicted model, not a curated record